This is a messenger RNA of Lactuca sativa (garden lettuce), 942 nucleotides long. RefSeq lists its product as uncharacterized. NCBI's taxonomy places the organism in Eukaryota, Viridiplantae, Streptophyta, Magnoliopsida, Asterales, Asteraceae. The record is from RefSeq and is a predicted model, not a curated record.
AUGGUAGGGGAACAAGGUGGAAGAGAUGCAUUUAUAAUCAAAGGCUUUGACAACUGGAUCUUACAUAAGCAAACAGAAUUUGAGAAAAGUAAUUAUGAAAUUCGAUUACGUGCUACAAUCCGUAGUUGUAGAUUUUUUUUGAAAAAUGCAUUACCAUUUCGUGGACAUGAUGAUAGGGAAAAGUCUAAUAAUAAAGGACUUUUCAUUGAAUUGACUUCUCCCACAAUUCAAAAAGAUAUUGUCGAUUGCUUUUCAAAAGAGAUAAUCAAGUCUAUUUCUGAUGAAAUUGGUAAAGACGUGUUUGUUAUUUUAGUUGAUGAGUCUAGUCAUGUUUCCAAAAAAGAACAAAUGGCUAUAGUUUUGAGAUAUGUUGAUAGACAUGGCAUUGUAAAUGAAAGAUUUAUUGGAGUUGUUCACGUGUUGGAUACAUCUUCUUUGACUCUUAAAGCUGCCAUUGAUACUGUAUUUUCCAACAAUAACUUGAGUAUGGCUCAGGAGAGGGGACAAGGUUGUGAUGGAGCAAAUAAUAUGAGUGGUGCAUUCAACGGUUUGAAAUCUAUGAUUUUAAAUGAAAACAAUUAUGCACAUUAUAUACAUUGUUUUGCACACCAACUUCAAUUAGUGGUUGUGGCGGUUGUAAAGAAACAUGAUGGCGUUGAUGAAUUCUUUGAACAAUUAGCUUUGGUGGUUACUGUCGUUUAUGGGUCUUAUAUGAAAAUUCAAGAAUUUAUGGAUAGAUUUAGUGAAGUUGGCAUAGAGUUGACGGAGAACAUGGCGGCAUUGUGUCCUUGUGACUCAUUUUCUAGUUUUGAUAAAGCAAAGUUGUUAAAGCUAAGCGUGAUAUACAAAAACGAUUUUGAUGAUUCAGAAAGGCGCAACUUAAUGGACAAUUUGAUAUCUACUAUCACUCUUUGCUCCAUGAUGAGAGAUUUUUCAAAUUGA